Eurytemora carolleeae is the source of this 5252-nucleotide messenger RNA. Its product is annotated as type II inositol 3,4-bisphosphate 4-phosphatase. NCBI's taxonomy places the organism in Eukaryota, Metazoa, Arthropoda, Copepoda, Calanoida, Temoridae. The transcript is spliced from 38 exons. Gene Ontology annotation, molecular function: phosphatidylinositol-3,4-bisphosphate 4-phosphatase activity. Gene Ontology annotation, cellular component: cytoplasm. The record is from RefSeq and is a predicted model, not a curated record. The coding region runs from base 67 to 4191 and encodes 1374 amino acids.
UGUGAAUUUUAGAAGAAUGUAAAAAUGUUAGUGAGAAAAUGAACAUAAUGUGGAAAUGUUUCUGAAAUGGUGGUAGUGGGCGGGUCAAGGAUGAAGUUUAACAGAACAGAGAUGGGUCUGCUGGCCUGCCAGCUAGGUCACAGGUUUGAUAAGGAGGGUGUAAUGUUUGUACGGGAAAGGCAGGACGGAUUCUUCAGAAGAAAUGAAAAAACUAAAAAGAAGUCUGGGUCUAGCUUAAUAUGCAUAGGUCCUGCGGGCAGAGUAUCACUGGAACGCUGGUGUCGACUGCGCGGGAACUUAUUGUUCUAUUUUAAAUCCAGGGAUCAGUGGUCAGAACCAGCAGGAGUAAUUGUGUUGGAGAACUUUACAAUAAUACUUGAUACCGCUGAAGACUCGUGUAUGUACGGUUUUAAUUUGGUGUGGGAGGGAGGGCAGGUUCAGUAUCUAGCCUGCCACACCCAGCUGGACAGAGAGGCGUGGCAGGCUGCUCUACUAUCAGCAUCACACGCUAAUAUGAGGAAGCAUCUCGAGAACUUGAAGAAAAGAUUGUUGGCUGUAUCUGCUGAAUUUGAUGGACAAAUCCACGCACACUUUAACAUUCCCAAAAUUAAACUUUCUGUGAUUGACCCUGAAGCCCCGCCUGUACUGGAGUGUGCUUAUAUCUGUGAUAAUCUUCUUUGUGAUGCAAUUGGUAGAACCCCAUCCACCAGACUUGUUGUAUAUGUGAGAAACCUGAGUACUGAACCCUGGUGUUUCUACAUGAACACUGAAAUAGUCGAGAGAACCAGUAAUCCCAUGUUCAUGUUGACCGGUCUAUUUAGAGCAGCUGAUAAUAUUGUAGACUCUACACAGGUGAAGAUUUGUGCCCAAGAUACACGGGAAAGGUUCUCCAUGGUUCGAACUAUCCUAGGACAGGCAGUUACUAGUAUUCAAGAACUGAAGCAGACAGAGCGGUUGAGAUUGCGGUUGGAUUCACCUAACCCUGAUGGACGGGGGGCGGGCUUUGUAACCCUUCACUCCUGGGUGGGGGAGGCCGAGGGAGGGGGCUCCACUGAAUCUACCCCCUCCCACACAAACCAGGGUAGAACUAACAAUCCUGCAACCAGCAUCAUAGGCUCACAAGGGCAGGGCUAUCAUAGAAGAACUAAUAGUCUUCCAUCUUCUAUCUCAUACAAGAUUAGAAAUCCACGGCAUCCAAACCUUGCUCUCCUUCACUCAAAUAUCUCAGUUCGAACCUACAGGUUUCAUUCCGGAUUAGGAGGAGACAUAUCAGUUCAGGAGCUGAUGGCAGAACCUAAAUUCUCCUUCUCCUUCCCACAGCAACUCCUUUUAAGACUAGGAGAGCUAAAGGAACCCUGGCAUACAAACCAGAUGCGCUGGUUAGAGAACCAUCUUAACCUUAUCAAUGUUUACUCAAAUGCAAUGGAGUAUAUUGAGAAUUCUAAAGGAGUUACUUUGAAGAAAUCUACGGAUAAAUCUGACACAAAUUUGGAGUUUGUCCCAACAAAUCUCAACUUACAGAGAGUUUGGGUUGAGAACACCUCCCUGCGGAAGAGUGGAUACUACGAUAUUCAUACUGUUGGAGCAUUCACAGCAUUCGCGCUCAAGUCGAGAUCCGAGGGAUUAAUAAGGAGGGUUCGACGUGAGGUGGUGGACUCGAUGAGGUUUCUCAUGAAGCUGGCCAAGGAGAGGAACCCUGAGGGAAUGUUCAGGUUGGUGGAGAGCAUGCUGAAGAAGACCAAGGUGCUCUGCAGCAUAUCCGACACCAUGCUGGUCGAGGAGGCAUUCAGCUUUCUAGAGAAGAACAGGGUCUCUGUCCGGCCGGAAAAGGACGAUUUUUCUGAUUCUGUGGCCGAAUUCAUGCAGAGAAAUCGGCUAAAGAUAGAUCUGCAGUUCAGACCAAGCUUUGGAUCACUACAGACACCAAAUACAGAGUUUAUAUCCAAGGAAUUGAGAACCCCAGACCCAGAUUACUUCAGUCCUAGCUUAGACCCUUCAAGGUUGGUACUUGUUCAUAUUUCAAUACUUCAAGGCACUUAUUUAAAUUUCGAUAUUUCAAGAUAUAUGAGCAUUGAGGACAAAACUAGGCACUAUUACACACUUUGCAGGAAUGCUACCCCUCAUGAGACCCCCAGCCAUACCCCUCGGGAUACUCCUAAGCAUGGCAGGAAAACUGAGGAUGAGGGGGAGGAGGAGAUUAUUAUUCCAAUAGAGGUCGCUAAAUCAGAAACAGUUUUUUCAGAAAAUGACAGUGCCCUGGAGGACGACCAGAGGACCGAGGACGGACAAGAACUAACGGACGAAGAGGUCGAGGACGGCGAGGCCAACGAUUAUGAUUUUGACGAGAAUGUUUAUCACAAUGAUGACAAGGAUGAUGAUGAUGAUGAUGAGAGUACUCCUGAACAAGAUGAUGAAUCCACGCCACAGCUUGGAUCUGAUACGUCAAAGACGCAGAGUCCAAGUUCUGUUGGUCGAACAAGAAUAUCCUUCCAGGAGGUCCAAGAGGUCCAAGAGGUCCAGGAGGGCCAGGAGGGCCAGGUAGAUCAUCAAGGGUCAGACGGAAAGCAUGAUGAACUUAAGAAGGAGGAGGAGCAGAAGCAGAAGGAUGAGGAGGAGAUGAGAGGAGAAAAAGGUGGAAAGUAUGACAAUGGAAUUGUUUGUGAUAGUGAAGAAAGUUCUCAUUACAGGAGCGGGGAUGAACCAGAACCGAUAGAUUUAACUCAUCUGAACAUUGAAGCCUCCAUGAUGUGUUUGGCGAGUAAAAUAAGAACAAUUUGCGGCAAAGCGCACAGUCCCACGCUUAGUAGCAGAACGUUCAGGUUUCGUGAGCUGGAUAGUUUGAAGAAAGGGACAGAUAAGGAUUCUUUGAGAGAUAAAUCUCUCGAACCAGUUCCAAGAGAUAGUUCUCAAGGAGCUUUUGAGAACAAGGAGAAACCUUUCUUAGAAACCAGAACCUCUAAACCAUCAGAUUCUACACAAACAGGUGCAGGCAACUCUGAUACUCUGGAGCAGAAUGUACAGAAGGGUUCGGAGCUGGAUCCAAGUUUAGACCCGGAGCAGAGUCUUCAAUCCGGUGGUUUCAAGAUCCCUGAUGUUCCUAAACCUUCCAGUGAAGAAAUCAAGGAUUGGGCGGGAGAGGUCCGACCAAGUAUGCGUAAGCUGCGUCAAGGAAUGGAUAGUUUACUCAAAUCCUCCAGAUUAGUUUGCUCUGUUCUUAGGCUUCAACAGAUCAAGGAUGCGGUGAGUUUGACCCACGAGGUCAAAUACAGGCGAGAUGUCUGUUUUAGCCAGGCGUUAACAUCUCUGGUGUCUGGUCUGAUGGCUAGGAUCUGGUGUCAUCCACCAGAUCCAUCCUUUCUCACCCUGCUCACUAAACUAGGACCUCUUGUCACCUUCGAAGGUUUGCUCUCUUUGCACGGGGAGGAUGUUACAAUUAUUAACGAUAUGAUCGUCGCAGUUGAGGAUCUUCGAUCGGUAGAAUUCACGCUGGUUCUUGUUGAACGAAGAUCAAAGUCAAAACUUUCAAAUCGCAAAGUCGGCCAUGUUGGCGGCAGCAACUGCAGUGCCACUUGCGGUGGAAAUGGGAACUGUGCCGGAACUCAUGUGCCGUUAAUUACUUGCGGCAUCUCAAGCUUUCCUUUACCACGUGUUACUGGGUCAAGAACUAGUCUUAAAGUCCUUCUCCCUGUCCCAGAAUGGGUUUAUUCCCAGGUUCCUCUGCAGCACAUCAACAACAUGUCCUUCAACAUCGUCCCUGUCUUCUUCAACAUUGGGAUAAACCAACACGCAACCAUUGCUGAGAAACUUGGACUCAAUACAGCCCAGGAGAAGAAUAAUACUGACAACUACAGAAUACUGGCAGAUUAUCUCCGUAGGUUUAAACAACUCAGACUCUUCAAUACUACUCAGGACAAGGAUACAAGGAUGAGUUGGAAGAGUAGAGAGGUACACCUGGAUGAUUUAAUGACUAUCCUGAAGAAUGAAGUAUCCAGCCAUAAAUCUAAAAAUGUGGAUAUUCUCUCACUAGUCGCUCAAAUCACUCAGCAAUUAGAAGGAGUUGAGGGUGUGAGACGGCUGAACUGUGAGAAGAAUACUGGAGCACCUAAAUAUGCAUUUAAUAGUCUUCAGCUUACUACCUUUCCUAAGCUGUACAGACCCCCGCCCGGUACAUACGGGUCAACAGAGACAUAAUUAUGUACAGACCACCGCCCGGUACAUACGGGUCUACAGAGACACAUAUAUGUACAGACCCCACCCGGUACAUACGGGUCUACAGAGACCUUGAUAUGUACAUUAUAUAAUGUUUUAACUUGUACCAUGAAAAUUCUUAGCAGCUCUUUUAAGAGAAUCUUUUAUGUUACAUGGCGUAAGUCAUUUUAUAUCCAAAAAUCUCUGAUUGGUGUACUGUACACCUUAACCCACCCUGACUUAAACCAUUCGAUUAUAUUGAUUUGGUUUCUUUUCAAUUCAGAUCCCGCGAUUUAAAAGCUAAGGCUUGGGUCGAAUUUUCUUAAACCCAGCUUUAAGAUUCAAUAUUAGACUCAACUCUGACGAUAACUUGUGUCACGUGAUUGACAGCUGCGAGAUCUUAUAAGACUCGACUUAGGAGUUAGGCCCAGUGAAAAUAAAACCGACCUUGGGUUGGUUUUAGUGGCUCCAUGUUGAGCCUUGUUCUCAUAAAACCCGGAAUGCACCAAUUCCUACCAUGAAAAUCCCCCAAAUAGAAUAUUAAACCGGGUUUUUGAACUCAACUCUGUGGAAAAUGCAGCUUGAAUCCGAAAGCUCAAGCCGUAAGUAAGGCCCAACGACAUCUUGGACCUGAGUCGUAUUUUUCCGAAUUUUUUAAAUCGCCGGCUCAGUUAAAAAAUAAAACAACUAUAAACAACUAUAAUUAUAUUUCAUGUUGGAUUAAAAUCUGACUCCUCUUACCUCUUAUUAAAGAGCUGUUGAGAAGUACAACGUUUUUCGAAUUUCUAGUAAUUGUAACAAACUAAAAUUUUGUCACUUUAAAUUUCUAAUUCCAAUAUUUACCUACUUUUGCGUAAAAUCAAAACCAGAGGAGCUAAAGAUCACAAAGUAGUACGAGUAAUGUAGCAAAAAUUUGAUCUUUUCUUUCUGUCUAGUUGAGUGUUACCACUUAUCAAGAAAUUAUCAUGUUUAGUGGGUCACACGCAAACACUCAAAAUUUCCGACCCUCCCUGUCUUGUAAUAAAACAGUCCAUUUUUUCGGAAUAGAUUAUUUUUUUACUGUU